AGUCGGUAGAACAAGCUACCUCAUAGACAAACAAGUAACUAGAAUCGCAAACCCGACUGUGUCCGCACUCGAAAACUGGUUAAUCUCGUGCCAUUUAAGUCACAGGCUCUACUGAUAAUAAGUGGUAACAUGAAUUAUCACCGUUAACAGUAGUUUACUUGUCCACAUAGGAUCUAGCACUACGAUCCCCAAACUAUCAAGAUCACUUCAAUAUUCCCUUCGCUGACGAUAAACCUACUACUUAUGAGCCAGCUCACUCAUUCUUGCUCUUAUCUCCUCCCUCACUUGGGUCACUGGUAUGAUUUUAACAGUAGAGCCUGGUAUUCGCCCACUUCUUAAGCCCAAAUUUCGAUUGAUAUGUCUUAUCACAAAUGCAAUGCAAUGAGUGCCUCGACACGGGAUAUUUCGGGCUAUCUUCCUAUAGAGCACUAUGGGAUGAUCGGAAAUAUGAGGACAUGCGCGCUAGUGAGCCUGGAUGGUAGUAUAGACUUUAUGUGUUGGCCCGACUUUGACUCACCCUCUAUAUUCUGCCGCCUCCUAGACAAAGACAUAGGAGGCCAUUUCAGCAUCGCGCCACCAGAGUCAGCAUCAUGCACCUCCAAACAACAAUAUCUCCCAUCUUCUGCUAUCCUCCAGACCCGGUACAUAAGCGAGGACGGAGUUGUCAAUCUUCUUGACUUCUUUCCACGUCCCAAGUACGCGAAUAUCCUGACCACCAAUACCUCGCAGAGUUCAUACCGCGAAGCCCGUAGCGUCCAAGAGGAGCUCAAGAAAUGGCUUGUUCGGCGCGUCGAAUGUAUUCGUGGACAGUUCACUCUAGAUGUCGAAGUAUUUCCAGCUUUCGAUUAUGGCAGAGGGUCCCACGAGACCAUGAUUUUGCAACAACGAGUCCAGGCAUCACCUGGCAUUCAGAGCAAGACUGUUACGUUCCACGGCAAGGAAGAGAAGCUCCAGCUAGAUAUCUGCGUUUCCGAUCAAGGAGUCGAUGGAUCGGCGAGUAGUCCGAUCGUAGACUUUCAGAAGGUUCAGCGCAGCGGUAUGAAAGGCGAGGGCGUAGUAGCGAGAGUCACGCUGCAGGAAGGUCAAAGUGUCUCCUUUAUCCUCCGACAGGACCUUCCGGACCACAUAACUACUAACAUCACGUGUACCGUACUGGAUUCACAGCAACAUGACACGCAACAGUUUUGGUAUAACUGGCUUGCCAAAUCUCGAUACAAGGGAGCUUGGAGGGAAGUUGUAAGCAGGAGCUUGAUGAUAUUGAAGAUGCUCACGUACGAACCUACCGGAGCUAUCGUUGCCGCCCCGACAUUUUCAAUCCCCGAAGCCAUUGGGGGUGUCCGUAAUUGGGAUUAUCGUUUCUCCUGGGUUCGUGAUUCAAGCUUCACGAUAUAUAUUCUCUUGCGCAUGGGAUUUACGGACGAGGCAGACGCAUACAUGGGCUUCAUCAGCGAUCGUUUUCAAAAGUCAUUAACUGAUGACGGCGCGUUACCAAUCAUGUUCACUAUCAGGGGAGAUACAGAGAUACCCGAACAUGAGCUUGACCACUUAGACGGCUACAAGGGAAGCAAGCCCGUUAGAAUUGGCAAUGGCGCAGCUUUUCACCAGCAAUUUGAUAUCUACGGCGAGUUAAUGGAUGGGAUAUACCUAUACAAUAAAUACGGGAAACCGGUAUCUUGGGAUACUUGGGUAUCUGUGCGGAAGAUGCUAGACUACGUUUUGACUAUAAUAGACCAACCCGACAUGUCCAUCUGGGAAGUAAGGAACAACAAACAGCACUUCGUAUACUCCAAGGUGAUGUUAUGGGUAGCUUUCGACCGCGGCCUCCGACUCGCAGACAAACGCUGCCUUCCCUGUCCGAACCGCGUGAAAUGGCUCCAAGCUCGAGAUUCCAUCUACGAAGAAAUCAUGGAAAAGGGGUACAACGUCGAGCUGCAAAGUUUCACCCAGAGCUACGAAAACCGUACCAUGAUCGACUCGUCGAUAUUGAUCGCGCCGCUCGUGUUCUUCAUCACGCCUAAUGACCCUAGGUUCCUCAACACCGUCGAGCGAAUUCUCCUUCCACCCGAGAAAGGCGGCUUGACGGUUACUGGACUAGUUCAUCGGUAUAAUAGCGACCUCUCAGAUGACGGCGUCGGCGGUAAAGAAGGUGCCUUCUCAAUGUGUACAUUCUGGCUCGUCGAAGCGCUGACCCGCGCGGGCGCGUACGACCGAAAGUACCUCGUGCGCGCGGUGAACCUCUUCGAGAACAUGCUGGGCUUCUCGAACCACCACUCGAUGUUCAGCGAGGAGAUCUCGCAGACGGGAGAGCAGUUGGGGAACACGCCGCAAGCCUUCAGCCAUCUCGCGCUCAUCUCGGCCGCGUUCAAUCUCGAUCGCGCCAUGAAUGCGGGGGGUGCUAGGGCGGUAUAAGGGGGAGAGAAGGGAUGCUGAUGGUAUUGAUUGAUUGAUGAUGGUGGAAAUGCAUAUCUAGGUACCUACUUCUCACGAGCUCGUCAAGAUAUUGCAAUGAAGAGCCCUUCUGUAUGUAUCUAAGUUUAGGUACCUAGGUAGUAGACUCAAACUUGCCUUGGAGAUAGAUCAUCGUGUUACAACAGCUAGCUAUUUAGGAUAUAACCGGGGUAUCAACCGUCACAAUACAGUUCUCUUUCCCGUCAUCGACCUAUAGGCUUUGUGGGCUAUACAGAUAAUGCGAGAUAUGCAGCCAUAGUAGAAUCACAUUCGUUGUUUGCACGAGGCUUCUCACGACCUUCUUGUAUCGCAACUGUUAUCUGUGGUCAUUUACCUCGUAUACUACCUCACUCAAGUCUCAGCUCUUCCUCUCUCUAUCUUAGAGUACCUAUUUCCUUCUUCCCCUGCGACACCUAGGUAGAAGAGGGUAGAUUCACUGUCGCACAAGAACAAUAUUAGCUUACCUAGUGUCGCUCGUAGGCUGCACGGCACUUCCACUAAGUACUGUGCGCCACCACGUGGAAAGAUUGAUCCAUCGUGAGAUUAUAGCGUAAGCACAUCAACGCAAAUGCCGAUUGGGAGCGGCGCGAAUCCUAAAGCCUUACCGCCAGCCCUCGCUGA
Messenger RNA from Xylaria bambusicola, 3069 nucleotides. Its product is annotated as Six-hairpin glycosidase-like protein. The coding region runs from base 358 to 2409 and encodes 683 amino acids. Gene Ontology annotation, molecular function: hydrolase activity, hydrolyzing O-glycosyl compounds. Gene Ontology annotation, biological process: carbohydrate metabolic process. The transcript is spliced from 13 exons. The record is from RefSeq and is a predicted model, not a curated record. NCBI's taxonomy places the organism in Eukaryota, Fungi, Ascomycota, Sordariomycetes, Xylariales, Xylariaceae.